CCACUGCAGUUGCCAAAUCGUGAUUGGUUGUUGGUGUACUUUCAUUGUGGCGGUCUAUGAAUGUUUUCAAAUAUCGUCAAUUUCUAAACGAGGAAAAUCAUAUUUUCAUUCAGAAGAACGUUGUUAUGAUACCUAAAAUUGGACUGGUAAUAUCUGUAGGAACGUUCAGAAGGCUCACGGACCUGUAUACAGGGAAUUUGGGGCGUGUAGGAGCUCGCUUUAGAAAUGGCCGUUGCUUCAGUUGCUUGGGCUAGUGGAGCAGCUCGAACAACUGGCUUGGCAUAAGUUGUGUGCUGGUCGCAGCGAUUAUCGAGUGUAUUUGUAGAAAUCGUAGGUUCGUACUGUUUACGGUUGGUUGUCUCAUGAGUUUUUUAGUGGAUUAAUCAGUGAAAAAUAUGGUUAUCACCAAUGUUUAUAUGAUGUUUUUUCCAACUUAGAAGAUGGUACAAAACCUGGAUUAUUCCUGAAUAAAAGUUUUGAGAAGGACCGUUCCUUGAUCAUGGCUAAUCUUUGCAACAUGACUAGGAAAACGAGAACAAGACAAACAAGAAUACACGCAGCUCUACAAUCAGGUUACUGUGCUAUUUGCCAUAUACCUUACAACAGUUUAGACGACCAUAUUCAAUCCAAAAAACAUCUUAAGUUGAUUGGAGAAGAUGCGAAUUAUAUUUCAAUCAACGGCUUCAUCGAUCAAAAUAGUUUGGAGCCUUAUCUCAAUUUAAAUGGUAUAGAAUCUAUUGAUGUUAACGGUAGACAAAUUGAGAAAGAUUUCUGCCCGAGAACAACAAGGAUGAACAAGAAUAGAGGAAGGUCUAUGGAUCGGAUAGCAUCAUCUCCUAUCGAUUCUCCAAUGCAUCAUCAUUUACGGUCUAGAAAGCAGAUCAAUUAUGCCAUGAGUCCUUCCAUGGACGAAGAUAGUUUUAGUGAAAGACCUGAUUUGCUUGUCAGGCCAACGAAAGAAAGGAGAUCCCAAAGUAGGGUUACUGCAAAGAAAUCUCAAAAUAUACUAGAAGAACCUUCGAAUGCGGAGGUUUGGAAUUCAGGUCGACCCAAACGAAGAUCGUGCAUAAGAGCUAAAAGAGUUUCGGCCGAUGAAAGGCUAGUUGUUGAUAAUAAGACUUAUUACAAAGUGGAGGUUAUGACGAACAAACUAAGGUCUAGUUCGGCCACUAAGGAGCAUCAUGAGGUCAAACAGAGCCCGGAAUUGCAGGAGAACGAAAGAGAUGAAAAAGGAUUAAUUGUUAAAUUCAAAAAACUCAGAAAUUCAGAGAUAACUCUUCUGAACAAUGAAGCUGAGAAUUUUCUAUUCCCAAAAAAGGAUGACUCCAGUUCGUCUGAGGAAGAAGAAGAUGAAGAAGACGUGGAUGCUGAUGGUGCUAACACGACUUUAAGCAGUUGCGAAGAAAGGAACGAUAGUUAUUUACCUUCUAGCGAUAACGAAGAUGAUAAGGGCAAUGACGUUUUAACGGAGGAUGAAGCUUCGAUGGACAGUACAACUUCCAGCGGGAGGUCCAAAAAGAGGAGGAGAACACAGGCCGAAGCUUUCAUUAUGGACAAUCAGAAGUAUUACAAAUUUGAAACACCUGGAUCUAGGUUAAGGUAUCACGGAUCCUUCUUCUCCGAACCGAAUUUGAAGUCGCCUAAACGUAAUGGAGACAUGAACGUUAAGGAGGAAAAGAAGGAAGAAGAAGUGCCGAAGAAGACCAACAACGUGAAAAAAGUAGAUUUGGACAAUUACAAAUUUUCCUUCGAGAUGAUACCUACCGGUGAGAAAUGGUUCGAGCCUUUCAGAAGACAGGAUCUGGGCGAAGAAAGCUACAUGUAUCUUUCAGAUAUCGGUGCCGAAAAUCGCUUCAUCUUGCCCUAUCAAAUCGGCGCGAUCCCGGCCCUAGAUCCGAAAAUUUGCAUCGCCCAGUAUUCCCAAUUGAAGAAGAUGGCCCAAGAGAACAGUUCGAGGACCUCUUGCAGCACACCCGAUAGGAGCGAAACCAACUACUCUCCUUCCUUGGACAAUGAGCUUAUGGACGAAGACAGUAAAUCUAGCGAACCUGCCAACAGCAUUGACUUCUGUUCGGAGAACAGCAACUCGGAAGAAGUGAAAAGUACGGAGGAGAGAAGUCACAGGAAAAGAAAGUUGCAUGUGGGUAGAAAUCCUAGGAAAUCACCAAGACAACACGCUUCAACGUUAGCAAUACUAAGUAGUUUAAUACAGCAGAGAAAGAAGAAGACAAAAUUAAACGAACCAGCUGCCCUAAGCAAUCCGACUGUUCCUAAGUCGACUACCUUACCUACCAUUCCCGAAGAGGGUACAGUUCCUACAAAAGCGCCGCCAGUGGAUUACGAAGACAUCCUAGUCAGUAUGAAUCAAGAUUGGGAUUCCGACAAGUUGAGCUGCGACUUAGAGCCCUGCCCCGAAGACACCAUCGAAUUCUCUCAUCGACUAGGAAUCCUCGACGUACUGAAGAUAUACGACGACCUGAGGAAAAAGGACGACUACAAAAGUAACCGAAGGUUCAUAAGCGGCUCACCGGUGAACAAAAGUGGCCGUAGAAAAAAAAUCAACAAAACGGGUUGGCCGAAUAGAAAGAAAGGACUGACGAAAAAGGACGUGAACUUGAAGGAAGAGACCAGUUCCGUAGGAAGCGUAAACGAUUCCGAGGAAGAACAGAACGCGACUGAUUGUAAUAAGGAUGUAAAUAAAUUAGACGAUGUUGUGAACAGAAACUGUGAUUCGGGCAGGGCGGAAAGUAAUACGAAAACUCCCAAAGUGAAAAACAAGGUGAAAAUUAGUAGUGUUACUAAGAAUAUUAACUUGCAACCGUUCGUCAAAGUGAAAAAACUCGAUUCGAGAAAUAUUGUGAAUAGGGACGAUAAUGUUAGUUUGCCGGCCAAAAGGACUUACAAGAGACGGAUGCCGGCUUCUCCCAAGUCGCCUCGAAUGUUGAGGAAACCCAGAGGAAGGUGGUACAAGGAGAGAUAAAUGUAAAUAAUUUCCCCCUAAAGAAAUUCUGUUUAUAUUGUAAUUUAUUUGAAGUAUUAUUUAUGUGGAGUAUUUUGAAUUUUUCAUCAACUUAAUUUUGUUGAAAUCGCUAAUAGUUUUGGAAUUACUCUGUUGGAAACUAUCAUCAAUUCUGUAAAUAUGCUCAUGUGAAUUUUCCCAGUUGAAAAAUAUUGUUUUAUUCGAACUCUUAUUGAAAAUAUCGUUAAUUUGUGCCAUAUCCGAAAUUCAAUCUGUCAAUAAACUUUUCAGCAAUAGGGUUGAUGAAAUCGUACAGCUUUAAUGAACAAACUUUCCUGUGUAAUGCUGAAGGCUUUCACUGCCAGAAAGUUCAAUAUGUAAGGUUCCACAUUACAUGUUACGCCACUGUAGUUUUCCUCUUCAAGAGAAACCUCAGCCUGUAGCAAUAUCAAGAAUUUCCACUCCUGAGUGGCCCGAUGGUUCAUCGUAUGAGCAUUUUUCUGUUGUCUAUUUUACUGUUAAUAUAUUUGUUUUAUUGUUUCAUGUUUUUUUUCAUUAUCAAAUGAAAAAUAAAAAAAACAUGAAACAAUAAAACAAACAUAUUGGUAAAUAGGCCUUGUCACCAGUACUAUAUUAAUGGUCAG
Messenger RNA from Harmonia axyridis, 3603 nucleotides. RefSeq lists its product as uncharacterized. NCBI's taxonomy places the organism in Eukaryota, Metazoa, Arthropoda, Insecta, Coleoptera, Coccinellidae. Gene Ontology annotation, molecular function: nucleic acid binding; zinc ion binding. The transcript has 8 exons. The coding region runs from base 500 to 2980 and encodes 826 amino acids. The record is from RefSeq and is a predicted model, not a curated record.